CAGGAUUUCUAAGAGCUGCUGCAGAGCAGGUUUGAAGCCUGGUCCUGCCACGUGGCUGUCAGGAGAACACUCAACUAUCAACAGUGCUUCUGGCAAUCAGCACUCUGGUAUUGCUUAGGGUUCAGCUUCUUUCUGGCUGAAGGUCUUGGUGUGUACAGCUGCAACUGCUCUGCAGAAACCAUAGAUAAUUGGUUUAUCUAUGGAAAACCAUUCACUGGGAUGCCCAGUGAAUGUCCCAGUGAUAGCUCAGCUGGGCAGCAUCACGGCUUACUUGCUGCCCUACUCCCAGGUGACACUAUGUGGCAUGCCUAUUGCUGGCUUGUUCUGCCAUAGAGAAGUGCUCCUUGCACCUGAUCUGCAUUUCCAAGGCUCUUUCCAAAGCCCUGUAUGGGGCUCAAAUGAGAUCUGAGAGUGAUUUUGUAUAGCCAUCAGUCUCUUCAGGACCAUCUCCAGCAUUUUUUUUGCCAUUUGUCAGUUUGAGAAGAAAGGAAACAAGAAAUAAUGACAAACUCAAAUUAUUGCCUAAUCAACACAGAAAUCAGUGCUGCUUGCUCAGCCCGCAGGCCACAAUUAGAUGCCAUCAGCAAACUCGGGCAGCUUGCCUGGGCUGCAGUCUUUAAUCUCUGGAAGACUGACAGGCAUCUCUCGGAUCUGCAGGCAGAGGAAGGAGAUGGAAUCCAUUUGAAGGACUUGGCUCCUGGGGAAGGAACACAUGGUUCAAAACCAUGGAAAAAGGAAGGUUGUGUUUAAUAUAACACUAAAGGAAGCACUAUGCCAGAGGAGGGGAUGUUAAGCCUGCAGCUGAGGGCUGUAGUGCCAAGGUCUCUAGCCCCCUCUCUGGCACCAACUCAGGGCACUGCCCUAGUCCAUGCAGCACCAGCUUGCCUUGUCUUGCCAAGAGGACAAGCUGGUUAAAUCACCAGGAAAUGAUGAGAUGUGUCAGUUCUAUAUCCCUGUAGAUAUAUGGCAGCUUUGGCAGAGUCAUUGCAUGCCUGUGCAUGAUCUUGACUCUUGGUUGGAAGCAUCUAUCUUCCUCUCUCUCUUGGGACUGUCACACAGACUUCUUUCCACCAACAAAGAGCAGGACCUGCGCCCAAUGGCUCAGGCUGUCUUGGCAUCCUUGGUACUGGCAUUGGGGAAGGGCAUUUGCAGAGCUGGACCAGAGGUUAGAGGAAUAGGAUGUGAUGCAGGCAGGAAGGCUGCCAGGGUGGCAAGGUCAGGAUGCCUGGCCCAGCUCCAGGAAGGGGAUAGGAAGGGGUGUGGGGCAGGACUGAGCAGGGGGCUGGACACCCAGGCUCCAUAGCCAGGAGUCCCAGGGAGGGAGGGCUCAUUACUGCUGUGAGCUGCUGGGAAAAGAGUUGCUGGAGCCCCGUCCUUCCUCCCAGAGAGGAAGGAGGGUGAGAGCACAAUGCAAGCCUGGAGCCUCCCGCGUCUGAAAUGUGAUCCUGCUGGAGGCACCUCCCUGGGCCCCACCUUGCGCUCCCCAACAUAUAUAUGUCACCCGCCAAGGGCACAGGGGACGUGGACUGACACACUGUGCCGAGGCCCCAGGCAUCCCUGCGGAUGGAGCGGCCGAGGCACCAGGGGAUGGCAAAGAACACCUACAUGCGCUGGCGGCUCCCACUCGUCUGCCUCCUCUGGGAGGUGGCAAUGAUCAUCCUCUUCGGUAUCUUUGUGCACUUUGGCCCUGAAGCUGAUGCGCACUGGGAGGAAGAGAAGCAUGAGAUGAACCUUACCAGUGACAUUGAGAAUGAUUUCUACUUCCGAUACCCCUCUUUCCAGGAUGUCCACGUGAUGAUCUUUGUGGGCUUCGGCUUCCUCAUGACAUUCCUCAAGCGUUAUGGAUUCGGAGCCGUGGGAUUCAAUUUCCUCCUUGCUGCCUUUGGGAUCCAGUGGGCUCUUCUGAUGCAAGGCUGGUUCCACUCUUUCCAGAAUGGGAAGAUUCUUAUUGGAGUGGAAAACCUGAUCAAUGCUGAUUUCUGCGUGGGUUCUGUGUGCGUUGCCUUUGGGGCCAUCCUGGGCAAAACCAGCCCCAUACAGCUCCUCAUCAUGACUUUGUUUCAAGUCACACUCUUUGCGGUGAAUGAGUACAUCCUCCUCAACCUGCUUCACGUUAAGGACGCAGGUGGCUCCAUGACCAUUCACACCUUUGGAGCCUACUUUGGCCUCACCGUGACACGUAUCCUGUACAGACCCAACCUGGAGCAGAGUAAAGACAAGGAAGGCUCUGUGUACCACUCCGACCUCUUUGCUAUGAUCGGUACCCUGUAUCUGUGGAUGUACUGGCCCAGUUUCAACUCAGCUAUUUCUGAACAUGGGGAUGCCCAGCAUCGGGCUGCCAUUAACACAUACUGCUCCCUGGCUGCUUGUGUCCUCACCACAGUGGCCUUCUCCAGCAUGCUGCAGAAGAAAGGCAAGCUUGACAUGGUCCACAUCCAGAAUGCAACGCUGGCUGGUGGUGUGGCUGUGGGCACAAGCGCGGAGAUGAUGUUGACUCCAUAUGGCUCCCUCAUUGUUGGGUUCAUCUGUGGCAUUGUGUCCACAGUGGGGUAUGUCUACCUCACGCCUAUUUUGGAGUCCAAGUUGCACAUCCAGGACACAUGUGGCAUCCACAACCUCCAUGGCAUGCCAGGCCUUAUAGGGGGCAUUGUGGGAGCCAUCACUGCAGCUGCAGCUACAGAGGAUGUAUAUGGAAAGGAAGGGUUUAUCAAGGCAUUUGACUUCACUGGCAGCUACAAGACACGGACACCCAGCAUGCAAGGAGGGUUCCAGGCAGCUGGCAUUGUGGUUUCUCUGCUGAUGGCUUUCGCUGGGGGAACCCUUGUGGGAGCCAUCCUGAAGCUGCCCAUCUGGGGCGAUGCGGCCGACGAGAACUGCUUCGAGGAUGACAUCUACUGGGAGGUGCCCGAGGACGAGGAGAGCGACGCGUACCACAUGCACAACCCCGACAAGGCCGCCUCGCCCUGAGCCGCCAUGCUGCCGGGCUGCCACCGCCUCAGCGGGGGUUGCCCCCGGCGCGGGAAGAUGGCGGCCGCCGUCCUCAGCCGCACCGCCCUGCCCGUGUGGAGAGAGACUCCUGGGGAAAGCUGGUGAAGGAAAACAUCCACUUCUCCGGUGGCUCACUUUUGUAAUUAGUUCUUGUGAAUAAAAUAAAAGCGUGGCUCUUUUUCAUAGUAUAGGCCCCCGAUGCAGGCAGAGGGCAGUGGGGCACGGCAUGCAGGCUAGGGCUGAGCCCCUGGGCUGUGAUUUGGGGUAAGUGGUGUGGGGUGUGGGAGCUGCCCCUGCGCUUAUAGUGCUGCCCAAGGCCUGCUUUUAGAAUCACAGAAUACCCCGAAAUGGAGGGGACCCAUAUGGAUCAUUGAGUCCAACUCCUGGCUCCACACAUAACCACAUAAAAUCAGACCAUAUUCUUGUGCUGCCCACCAUCAUUUCCUCUUGACUUCUUUACUGAGACCUCCAUCAGCUCUUUGUGAGGCUUGUUCACAUGUAACCUGCAGGCCAGCAAGGCCCUUUCCUCUUCUACUGUUACAUCCAUUUGUUCCAGUAUCAUCAGUGGGGCCACAAGAACCUGAUGAGGUUCAACAAGGCCAAGUGCAGGGAGCUGCACUUAGGUCAAGGCAAUCCUAGAUAUGUCUACAGACUGGGAGAAGAACCCACUGAGAGCAGCCCUGCGGAGAAGGACCUGAGGGUCCUGGUGGAUGAAAAGCUGGACAUGAGCCCACAGUGUGUGCUUGCAGCCUGAAAGGCCGACAGUAUCCUGGGCUAUAUCAACAGAGA
Messenger RNA from Numida meleagris (helmeted guineafowl), 3777 nucleotides. It is a transcript of the gene RHCG, whose product is annotated as Rh family C glycoprotein. The record is from RefSeq and is a predicted model, not a curated record. Gene Ontology annotation, cellular component: apical plasma membrane; plasma membrane; basolateral plasma membrane. Gene Ontology annotation, molecular function: ammonium channel activity. Gene Ontology annotation, biological process: ammonium transmembrane transport; ammonium homeostasis. The coding region runs from base 1564 to 2967 and encodes 467 amino acids. Lineage: Eukaryota; Metazoa; Chordata; Aves; Galliformes; Numididae. The transcript has 10 exons.